CUGACUUUGCACCAGUAUCAAACACUUUCUCUGAACAAUGUCGGACGACGAGCACCACUUCGAAUCAAGCGACGCCGGAGCUUCCAAGACUUAUCCUCAACAAGCCGGUAACAUCCGUAAAGGUGGUCACAUCGUCAUCAAGGGACGUCCAUGCAAGGUGGUUGAGGUAUCAACAUCAAAGACUGGGAAGCACGGUCACGCCAAAUGUCAUUUUGUUGCACUUGAUAUCUUCACUUCUAAGAAGCUUGAAGAUAUUGUUCCUUCUUCCCACAAUUGUGAUGUUCCACAUGUGAACCGUGUUGAUUACCAAUUGAUUGAUAUCUCUGAAGAUGGCUUUGUUAGUCUUCUGACUGAUAAUGGUAGCACUAAGGAUGAUUUGAAGUUGCCAACAGAUGAAGCUCUGCUAACACAGCUCAAGAAUGGAUUUGAGGAGGGAAAGGAUAUUGUUGUGUCUGUGAUGUCUGCAAUGGGAGAGGAGCAGAUGUGUGCUCUCAAGGAAGUUGGUCCAAAGUAAUAAGUAAGCAUUUUUGUCUUGCCUCUCUUUCUAAUGUAUCAUCAAUUUGACUUGACAGAGUCAAAUGUUAUAAGAACACAAUUUGGUCCUUUACUUUUUUGGGUCUUCUUAUUAGUAGUUUAAGCAAGCCCACAUGUUUCAUGUACGACACUUAAUAUCUCUAUCUUGUUAUUGGUUUUGGUUGUGGAGAAGUUACUGUUUGAAACCAA
Messenger RNA from Capsella rubella, 723 nucleotides. Its product is annotated as eukaryotic translation initiation factor 5A-3. The record is from RefSeq and is a predicted model, not a curated record. Bases 38 to 514 code for a protein of 158 amino acids. Gene Ontology annotation, molecular function: ribosome binding; translation elongation factor activity; RNA binding. Lineage: Eukaryota; Viridiplantae; Streptophyta; Magnoliopsida; Brassicales; Brassicaceae. The transcript is spliced from 4 exons. Gene Ontology annotation, biological process: positive regulation of translational termination; positive regulation of translational elongation.